AUGUUGUACACAAUUUACGGAUCCGACGGGUCGACCGUCAUCUGCAGCGAUGUGGUGGAGAUGUCGCCAAACACGAACAACUGGAAAGGUCACGACACUGUCAGCGACAAGUGCAGCACUUCGGUCUACAUCCAAGAUCUGUCUUACUUGGGUAUGUUUGGCGGAGGCAGCUGGGAUGCCAGUGUCAAGACUGUGGCUGCCAAUGGUGAAGAGGUGUCAUGUGGUGUGAUUCACCAUGACUGCACGGUCAAGAGUGUCUCCCCGACUGUGGUCAACGAGUACACAUAUGGAUGCGAGUGGUGGUAG
This is a messenger RNA of Aureobasidium namibiae CBS 147.97, 306 nucleotides long. RefSeq lists its product as uncharacterized. NCBI's taxonomy places the organism in Eukaryota, Fungi, Ascomycota, Dothideomycetes, Dothideales, Saccotheciaceae. Bases 1 to 306 code for a protein of 101 amino acids. The record is from RefSeq and is a predicted model, not a curated record. The transcript has a single exon.